Messenger RNA from Neoarthrinium moseri, 1455 nucleotides. RefSeq lists its product as uncharacterized. The transcript has a single exon. Gene Ontology annotation, molecular function: protein binding. The record is from RefSeq and is a predicted model, not a curated record. The coding region runs from base 1 to 1455 and encodes 484 amino acids. NCBI's taxonomy places the organism in Eukaryota, Fungi, Ascomycota, Sordariomycetes, Amphisphaeriales, Apiosporaceae.
AUGCCGAUGGAAUCACUUCCUCACGAGAUCCUGCUGCAGCUUUGCUCCUUGUUGGAUCCUGCUGAUGCUCGAAGGCUUCGUCUGGCUUCCAGAAAGCUGUCGCAGAUCGCCGCCGAAAGAGGCUUCGUGGAGAUCAACUUCUACCUGCACCAACCCCAUUUUGCCAACCUUCGAGCACUUGCCCGUCAUCCUACACUCCACAAGUAUGUCAAGACUUUGGUUUUCAUCGACGAUACUAUGGGGGAAGAUAGCUCUGGCCUAGAUCUCGGCACCUGUCAAGCGAAAACGUUGGCUCAGCACAAACACCCCAGCGUUGAACGCUUCGAGAAGAACUGGCUCUGCUACGAAACCCCCUCGAGCAAACACAUUGAGGAUUGCACUUCUCUUGAAAUCCCCCACUCUACCGCUAAUGAGGUGGAAACCAGACAGUUGAAGUACAAGAAAACAGUUUACCGGCGACAGGAGCUCGUUGAGUCCGGUGAUGACUUUAGCACCAUGUUCGAGGUGUUGCCGAAGUUCACCUGCCUAGACGGCUUUGAGAUCCGCAGUGAGAGGCAUGUUCGGGAUCGAUUACGGACCAAAUCCCCAUUCGAUUCAUCCUUCCAUCGAGGUACGAGAGCCAUGGAAUAUUCUGCCCACAAUCUGCUCUUUGCCGUUCUCAAUACUCUCGAUGGUUGCGAUCUCCGUAUAGAGCUCGAUUCUUUAGUCAUUCGACCCAUGAAAACAUCGGCCCUCAAUGAAUCAACGCUGAUUUCCAUCGGUACCGCAUUUUCCAACCUCGAGUCUAUCGAUCUGAUCUUUGACUCGCGCGAGGAGAGAUUAGCCAACGUCGUCGGUUCCGAGCCCCUGCAGCCAGUCAAGACUGGGACAAAGACUGGUGCCUUGGCUCAAAUCCUUCAGGAUAUGCCAGAGCUGCGAUCCGUAUCCAUCCAAUUUACCGGGGACUCAACCCUGUGCUGGCAAGCUGAAUUCAAAGACAUUUUCAAAGACGGAAACAUAUGGAAGCAUCUCGAGUCCGUAUGGCUGGAACGCGUUACUGCUACACGAUGGCACUUCCAACAGUUCUUUGCUGCGCACAAAGGCACUCUUCGCUCUAUCUCCCUCGGCAACAGCAGAUUGGAGGAAUCAUCAUGGAUCAAACUCCUUAAGCACAUGAAAGCCGAGCUUCAACUGCGCGACUUGCGGCUCUGGGGUCGCCUCCAAGGCUCUGUGGAGGAUAACGAGGAUUACGAGAUGUCUCUUGUGAACAAUAAUGAGCAUUGGAACCUUGGCAGACCGGAGUCUGAGCGAGAUGUUGGACCAUGCCUGGCCACAGAGCUCGAGGCCUGGUACUUCAAUAAGAAAUCCUUCCCGACGAUGAUGCCCUUGAACUUGAUGGAGAGACAGGGAGGGGGUUUGGAGUACGAGCUUGUACCAUCUUCGCUGUUUGAUGGCCCUUGUGCAGUCUUGGAUUGA